Molecule: messenger RNA, 1953 nt
Organism: Medicago truncatula (barrel medic)
Lineage: Eukaryota; Viridiplantae; Streptophyta; Magnoliopsida; Fabales; Fabaceae
Product: homeobox-leucine zipper protein HDG11
Exons: 11
Coding region: 1-1953 (650 amino acids)
Molecular function (GO): DNA binding; lipid binding
Source: RefSeq, a predicted model, not a curated record
AUGGAGCAUCACAGUGAAGGAAGUGUUUCUUCAGAUACUCAUAAAAGGAAGAAAUGUUGCAACCGUCACACUUCUAAUCAGAUCCAAAGGCUUGAAGCGGUGUUUAAGACAUGUUCAUAUCCUGAUGAAAAACAAAGGUUGCAGUUAGGCAGGGAAUUAGCCAUGGAUCCUACCAAGAUCAAAUUUUGGUUUCAGAAUAGAAGGACUCAGUUGAAGACACAAAAUGAAAGAGAUGAUAAUUGUACACUCAUACAAGAGAAUGAUAAAAUAAGAUCUCAGAAUAAAGCUAUGAGGGAAGCCCUUCAAAAUGUUAUCUGCAGCACUUGUGAUGGACAAAAGUUGAGAAUAGAAAAUGCUCGACUCAAAGAAGAGCUUGUUAGAGUAUCUAGCAUUGCAGCUGGAUACACUGGAAGUUCAUCAACAUUGCCAAAUGUUCCUUACCAACCUGCUGGUCUCUCUCAUAAGGAAAAAUCACUAAUGUUUGACAUUGCUACAAAUGCAAUGCAAGAGCUGAUUUUUCUUAUGGAAACUAAUGAGCCUCUUUGGAUGAAAUCAAACAAUAAUGGAAGAGAUACUCUUAACCUUGAAACCUAUGAAACAAUGUUCCCUAGGACUAAUAAUCAGUUAAAGAAUCCGAAUAUUCGCAUCGAAGCUUCUAGAAAAUCUGGUGAUGUUAUCAUGAAUGCCUUGACCUUGGUUGAAAUGUUUAUGGAUCCUAUUGAUUUUGUAGAACAACACAAGUGGAUGGAGCUAUUUCCAACUAUUGUGACAAUCGCAAAGACUAUUGAAGUUAUAUCUUCUCGAACGAAGGAUGGUCUUGAUGGUUCUUUGCAAUUGAUGUAUGAAGAGUUGCAAGUGCUUUCACCACUUGUUCCUAUUAGAGAAUUCUACUUCCUACGUUAUUGUAAACAAUUUGAGGAAGGAUGGGCAAUAGUUGAUGUUUCAUAUGAAUUUCCUCAUAACAAACAUUUUGCUUCGAAAUUUCGAGGCCAUCGUCUUCCUUCCGGUUGCUUCAUCCUCUUCAUCCAAAACAUGCCUAAUGGAAAAUCCAAGGUUACUUGGAUUGAACAUGUUGAAGUUGAAGACAGAAAUCCAGUUCAUAUGCUCUAUAGAAAUGUUAUCUAUAGUGGAGUUGCAUUUGGAGCUGAAAAAUGGCUCACUACACUUCAAAUAAUGUGUGAAAGGAUUGCUUCUUAUCUUAUGGAUUCAGGUCAUUCUACCGGUCAUCUCGAAGGAGUGAUUCCAUCACCUGAUGGAAAGAGGACCAUGAUGAAGCUAACACAAAGGAUGGUAACUAAUUUCUGUGAAAGUAUAAAUGGAUCAGCUAGUCAUAGAUGGACCACAUUAUCAACUUUGAAUGAGAUUACUGUGAGGAAGAGUCAGCCUAAUGGUGAGGUGCUAAGCGCAUCUACUAUCAUUUGGCUGCCUCUUCCUCCACAGACUGUGUUCAAUUUCUUGAACGAUGAAAGGAAACGAUCUCAGUCGAAUGUACUUUCCAAUGGUAAUGAUGUUCAAGAGGUUGUUCAUAUAGCAAAUGUUUCGCGCCCUGGUAACUGCAUUUCCGUGUUUAAUGGUUUCAGCACAGGAAACAACAACAUGUUGAUAUUACAAGAAAGUUGUGUGGAUUCAUCAGGUUCACUUGUGGUGUCUUGUCCUGUUGAUUCAUCAAUAAUGAGUGAGGUAGAUCCUUCAUACAUUCAAUUACUACCAUCAGGUUUCAUAAUUACUUCUGAUGGAAAGCAAAAUGAUAAUAAUAUUCAAGGAGGUAAUAGUGGUAAUGAUGAUGUUGCAUCAACAAGCUCAAACACAAACAUUGGAGGAUCAUUGUUAACAGUUGCAUUUCAAAUUAUGGUGAAUAGUUUACCAUCUAACAUGGAGUCUGUUCCAGUUGUUAAUGGACUUAUUUGUAAGACUGUCGAACAAAUAAAAGCUGCUUUGAAUUGUCCUAUGUAG